Molecule: messenger RNA, 318 nt
Organism: Funneliformis geosporum
Lineage: Eukaryota; Fungi; Glomeromycota; Glomeromycetes; Glomerales; Glomeraceae
Source: the annotation of a GenBank genome assembly
AUGGACAACAUAGCCAUCACUGAUGUCGCCAUUGGUUUAUUAGUUGCUAAUGCAAACCUUAAGAAUGAAAAUUAUAAUAUAAUAUUAUAUGCAACUAUAAAUUUAAUACAGUAUUUUAACAUUAUAUUAGAUUUAGUUUGGAACUUAGAAUUUAAUAAAAGGUUAUUUUAUUAUAUAGCCAGUAUAUCAAUUGUAUCUGGUACUUUAAGCUCGCUCACAGAUGCAUCAAUUAAGACUGAUAAAAUAGAACCAACUUCAGCCAUAAAUUUAAUUAGCUCAGGAAUAGUAUUUUCUGAUUGGAUCGCAAAGUUAGCAAUU